Closterium sp. Naga37s-1 is the source of this 573-nucleotide messenger RNA. Lineage: Eukaryota; Viridiplantae; Streptophyta; Zygnematophyceae; Desmidiales; Closteriaceae. The record is from the annotation of a GenBank genome assembly.
AUGUGCCCCUGUGCUGCCCGCAUUCCUUACAUACUGCGUCAAGCCCCAAUCAUUCCCCUUCACCUACAGCACAUAUGUGCGCAGCGACGUGGAGCGAUAGAGCCUGUCUCUCUCUUGCUUUCUUGCCCUCUCCACCUCUUGCCCUCUCGACCUCUUGCCUUCUCGACCUCUUGCCCUCUCGACCUCUUGCCCUCUCGACCUCUUGCCCUCUCGACCUCUUGCCCUCUCGACCUCUUGCCCUCUCGACCUCUUGCCCUCUCGACCUCUUGCCAUCUCCCUCUUCCCUCUUGUUUGUGCUACGAUGCGAUUUCAUUCUGUCAUACGAUCCAUCCCGGCCCCACACGUCGCCCCCCCUCCCACCUGCGCGCCCUCUUCAAUUCCUCUGGGCCCACCUCCCUCUUCUCCCCCUUUCUCCCUCAUGUUCCCUCUUGCUGUUCGAACGCGGUGCAGCUAGUGCGGGAGCAUGUGGCACCGGUGGAGGAGGAGGUGGUAUCAGAUGAAGAGAGUGACUUGGACCCACCACCCUUCUCUGAUGACGAUGCAUACCAUGGGAUAGACAGGGGCAUGCAGUAG